Molecule: messenger RNA, 861 nt
Organism: Physella acuta
Lineage: Eukaryota; Metazoa; Mollusca; Gastropoda; Physidae
Product: putative serine/threonine-protein kinase DDB_G0284251
Biological process (GO): protein phosphorylation
Molecular function (GO): ATP binding; protein kinase activity
Source: RefSeq, a predicted model, not a curated record
AAAUAUUUUAAUGGUGGAUGAAUCAAACAUAAAACUAACAGACUUUGGUUUAUCGACAAUCCUAAACGAGGAAAAAGGUGUUGAAGCAGAAAGGGGCACAACUCGAUACAUGGCACCUGAGAUGAUUAACUGCCCUGAUGGGAGAAUAUUUAAACAUGCAGGAAGUUUAGACAUAUGGAGUGUGGGGAGUACAGUUGUAGAGAUGAUAACUGGAUCACCACCAAACUCAACAACCACAUCAGCCAAAGUACUUUUUAAAAUCGCUAUGCUGCAGAGACCAAAGUAUGAGCUGUCAAUCACAGCGUCAAAAAACCUGAGAGAUUUUUUAGAAAAGACAUUUACACCUGAAGCAGAACAAAGACCAUCAGCAGAAGAUUUAUUGAGAGAAGACCCGUUUAUAACAGGCAGUUUAUAAAUGUUUACUAUUAUUGUGCGAUUUUUUGCGAAUUAAUAUAAUGCAUUUCUUAAAGGUAAUAUUGAACGAUUUAAACACAUAGUAACAUUUUAUUUUACGUUACUAAUUUUUGAAAGUGCCAAUAUAAAAUACAUUAAAUACAUCAUUAUAUUAAAUAUAAACAGGAUAAUGUUAGUUAAAUGUUUUUAGUUUAUGGGAAUAUACAUACAUUUUAUAUACAUAUAAAAUAUAAGCAUGAUAAUGUUAGUUAAUGUUUCUAGUUUAUGGGAAUAUACAGGUGUAUGAAUUUAGAAGUAGGCCUAUGCAUACCAAGUGUAAAUAAGAAUUAUAAGCUAUUGUACAUUAAAAAUGUACUCCAACUCACUUUGUGUAAUAUAUUAGCCCCUGAACAUUGUAAUACACUUUGUAACUAUUGAUUUGUAUUUGAGCUUUUAGGAUCUAGUUUA